Acanthosepion pharaonis is the source of this 870-nucleotide messenger RNA. The record is from the annotation of a GenBank genome assembly. Lineage: Eukaryota; Metazoa; Mollusca; Cephalopoda; Sepiida; Sepiidae.
AUGGAACAAGAAAGAAAGUUUGUGUUGUUUGGUGUCAAUGCCCUAAGGAAAUUUCCGAUCUCCUCUUCUUUUUUUCCUUUAUUUCUUCCUUCUAUUUGUUUUUCAGAUUAUUCUCUAUACUUCCACUCCUUUCUUCCUUUCAUUCUUUCUCCCUUUCUUUCUUUUACAGGAGCUCCUCUUCUUUCUUUCCUUUACAUUCUAGCUUUUCUUUCAGAUUCUUCUUCUUCCUCUCCUUUCUUUCUUUCUUUCUUUCUUUCUUUCUUUCUUUCUUUCUUUCUUUCUUUCUUUCUUUCACUGAUUCUCCUCUUCCUUUUCCAUCUUUCUUCUUCUUAUUCCCUUUCUUAUUUUUUUUCGUUAUACUCCUUCACUUUUUUUUUUUUUUCAUUUUCCGUCUCGUCAAUCCUACUUUUUCAAUAUCUCAUGAAGCUCCAUAGUGCCUUACCGAGGGCAGUUAACAAUAUUACUAAGAAUUGUUAUAUUGACGCACCCACUUACUCAAGGAGGAGACUAAGCCUACCACGCCACCACCUCAGAGGAACACAAUCUGGGCAGUACAGCGAGAGAGGGAGAUUCGAUCUCAACACACCUGAAGGGACACCAAUCAUCACAUCUAUCACAGCAAAAUCAUUCCUUGAACAUCUUGCAGGGCGUUGCAGACCGGACAGAACCAAACCACCUCCCUCUCCUCGGAAGUUCCGCACCUGCAUGGUUCUAAGGAGUCUCUCCCGGUUGGUUGGCAUAGAGGGAGCAAAAUCCCCAUCCUUUAGGUUCAACAGCAACCCGGGGUUCUCAUUAGGCCUAAGAAACAUGUUAGGUGUCACUGCUUCUCUCUCUCUCUCUCUCUCUCUCUCUCUCUCCGCAUAUUCCUGA